AUGAAGGUCGUCGCACUAGUUAGCGGCGGCAAAGACAGUUGCUACGCCAUGAUGAAGUCUAUUCACUACGGCCACGAGAUUGUUGCGUUGGCGAAUUUGAUGCCUGUUGAUGAUUCCGUCGACGAGCUCGAUAGCUACAUGUUCCAAACGGUUGGGCAUCAAAUUAUCAUCAAUUAUGCCGAAUGUAUGGGAUUGCCGUUGUUUAGGAGGCGAAUACAAGGGUCCUCAAGGCAUCUAGAGCUUGGUUAUAAAACAACUCAAGGUGAUGAAGUUGAAGAUAUGUAUAUUUUAUUACGUGAAGUGAAAAGGCAGAUACCCUCAAUUACUGCUGUGUGUUCUGGAGCCAUUGCAUCUGACUAUCAGAGACUGCGGGUGGAAAGUGUAUGUUCAAGGUUAGGCCUUGUUUCUCUUGCAUACUUAUGGAAACAAGAUCAGUCCUUGCUCCUCAAUGAAAUGAUUGCAAAUGGAAUAGUAGCUAUAACUGUGAAGGUAGCUGCCAUGGGUUUGGAUCCUGCGAAGCACUUGGGUAAAGAAUUAGCCAUGUUAAAUGCUUAUUUGCAUAAAUUGAAAGAGGCGUAUGGAAUCAAUGUUUGUGGUGAAGGAGGCGAGUAUGAAACAUUGACCCUAGAUUGCCCGCUCUUUAGUAAUGCUCGCAUUGUGCUUGACAAAUAUCAAAUUGUGAUGCACUCUUCAGACUCCAUAGCUCCCGUGGGAGUCCUUCAUCCUUUGGCAUUUCAUUUGGAAAAUAAGGUAGACACUCAGUCUUUAAAAACAGUAGACAAAAUACAUGAGAGUUGUACGCAGACAGUAGGACCCGUGUUCGAAGUGCAUGACAGUCUAGAAAGAUUGGAAGCCACAUGUUGCUGGUUACAAGAUUCAUGCAAUGCAGGUUUGCGGGAAGAUUUAACAAUUGUUUUGAGAAAAAUUGAAUCACAACUAGAAGGCUUUGGUUUUGGCUGGGAGAAUGUUCUCUAUAUUCAUCUUUACAUUGAUGACAUGGAUAAGUUCUCUGAGGCAAAUGAGACAUAUGUGAAGUUUAUUACACAUGAGAAGUGUCCAUUUGGCGUCCCAUCCCGUAGUACAGUUGAAAUGCCUCUAGUCGAAAUGGAUUUUAGUAGAGCAUAUAUGGAAGUUUUGGUAUCAAAUAAUAAAGAUAAAAAGGUUUUACAUGUACAAAGUAUUUCCUGUUGGGCACCUAGUUGCAUUGGGCCAUACAGCCAGGCAACCUUACAUGAGGGUGUACUUCUCAUGGCUGGUCAACUCGGGCUUGACCCUCCUACAAUGAAUCUUUGCAGUGGAGGCCCUGGGGUUGAACAUGAACAGGCUCUAAAAAACAGCGAAGCAAUAGCAAAAUCUUUUAAUUGUUCAAUAUCGACGUCUGCAAUUGGUUUUGUUAUUUACUGUUCUAAAAAAGUUUCUUCAUUGGAUAGACUCGAUAUCGAGAAGAAACAAGAAACAAUCCUAAGACAAAUGAAGAUAUCUGAUUUACAGGAAGGCAAGAAGUUCAAAGCAUUAGAACCCAUAACCCUCUAUGUCCUUGUUCCUGAUCUACCUAAAAGAGCAUUUGUAGAAGUGAAGCCUAUUCUUUAUGUCGAGGAUGGUGCAGAUGCAGCAAUUGAGACCAUAACAGAAAAAACUCGUUCAAAGACAUCAUGUUAUUGGGGUUUCAAGCAAGAAAAUUGGCACGACUCUUGCAUUCAGAAAUGUGUGAUUCCUGGGAGGAUAUGUGCCAUUAUAUUAUCUAUCACAAGUGAGCUUGCUGCAAAGAUAUGUUCUGAUUCCCUGCCUGCUGAUUAUGUCAAUGAUAAUGGUCAACAUUCUCUUCCUAAAGCACAUAUGGAGCAGUUAUCAAAGUUCUGCAUUUAUCUUCUUGACAAAGCUAUAAAAGAUAACAACUUUGCCUGGGAAGAUAUAAUGAGUUUGAGGUUCUACAUCCCGGUAAGCCUUCAAAUGUCAGUCGAGCUAAUACAACCUAUGUUCAGCAAUGCACUUUUUGAACUCUCUGAAAUGAAUCAAAGGAAAGUUAAAAGUUAUGAGGAGCCGAUCUUCAACAUAGUUCCCGUCAUAGGUGCUGGGCGGUCUGCUUCAUCCAUGGACAAUGUAGUGACCUGUGAAUUACUAGCUCAUAAAUCCUGA
Messenger RNA from Vicia faba (fava bean), 2136 nucleotides. The record is from the annotation of a GenBank genome assembly. Lineage: Eukaryota; Viridiplantae; Streptophyta; Magnoliopsida; Fabales; Fabaceae.